Messenger RNA from Anisakis simplex (herring worm), 330 nucleotides. The record is from the annotation of a GenBank genome assembly. Lineage: Eukaryota; Metazoa; Nematoda; Chromadorea; Rhabditida; Anisakidae.
AUGAUGGGAGAUUCGGGGACGGGGAGGAUCGGAGACGGGGGAUGUCGAGGAUGGGGAAGGUCGGAUACCGGGAAGCCCGGGGACGAGGAAGACCGGGAACCGGGACAGUUGAGGACGGAAAACUCGGGGAAGGAGAAGGUCCGGGGUGAGGAAAAUCGGACAAGGGGAAAAAUGAACGAGAAGUUAAGUGGUCAUCAACUUGGCACAACAGUCAUCUUCGAUUUGGAAGGUCUCAGCACCGAUAUGCUGUCCAGAUCGGCCAUUAAAAUGAUCACUUCGAUGCUCAGUCAAUUGCAGGUUUGCUCCCGUUAUUUUGAGGCAGUUGAAUAA